This is a messenger RNA of Physcomitrium patens, 2482 nucleotides long. RefSeq lists its product as uncharacterized. Gene Ontology annotation, molecular function: voltage-gated calcium channel activity. Gene Ontology annotation, cellular component: voltage-gated calcium channel complex. Lineage: Eukaryota; Viridiplantae; Streptophyta; Bryopsida; Funariales; Funariaceae. The record is from RefSeq and is a predicted model, not a curated record.
CUCAGCAAUGUAACUCGUUUGUUUCAUUAUCGUGGAUGAGCAUCGUGGACGGAGUCGGAGCAUAGAGAAUUUUGUUUCAAUAUCGUGGAUAAGGACCGUGGACGAAGUCGAAGGAGAAAGAGAGGAGCUACGGCGGGAAGUUCGGUGACCGCUGGUAGUAGUGGGAGUGGUCCCCGUGUAUGCGUUUUCACUUUCUGGUUGGAAACUGGUUAGAGAUGGGACGACAGUGGCAGGUAGAAACUGCGACGUUGAUGGCGAUGGUGGAGAACCUCUCAACUUGACAGCCUCCGACCUCACAACAGGAGUGGGGUUUUUCGAAUACUGGCAAAUUGUCUUUACAUCCAGAAUCAUGUUUGAUCAUUGUCGCCUUUUCGUUUUAUUCCUUAUAUUUUCUUUGGUGCGGUGCCACGUCCACGGUUUGAGUGAAACUGAACUAGCGAGAAGCGUCCUCGCCCAGAAGGACAUGGAUCUCAAUACCUUGGUUGAGCAGGUCCAAAAAAAUCAUGAGAACUUUAAAAACAAUUGUGAAUUGCUACAAAACUGUUCAGCGGUUUCUGGAUGCUCUCGAUUAUCUUGUUUCAAAUAUUAUGGAGCUUCAGGGCCGGGAGACUACAAGUGCCAUCAUGUCAGUAAUAACUCCUUCUGCCCAGUGGCUGUUGGGACUUGCCAGCACAGAAACUUCGACUUCAGCCAAAGCUUUCUGAGGCGCGUCGUUGAUGACUCUGCCACCGAACAAUCAAUAUGCGCACAGAAGAAUUUGGAUGUCUUCUUCAAAAACAUGUCGAAUCAUACGCAUUUGUUUCAAGUUUAUUUCGGAGCUAGUGACGGCUCUUUCCGCGUCUUCCCGGGAUCGGAUGAAGCCAAUUGCGAGAAUAGCUAUGAACCGAGGAUUAGGCCGUGGUACCGUAGAUCAAUACAUGCCAGGAAAUCCAUCGUUGUGUUGAUAGACACUGGGUCUACCAUGACUAAUAAAAUUGAAGCCGAGAACGGUAGUUUAUUGGAUUUGUUGAAGGGGAAAUUGAGCACAAAUUUUCUGACGACCCUAGAUGAGAAGGACAUGAUAUUCUUCAUGACGUUCGGCUUCAACGAAUUUAAACAGUUGAAUUCAGCAGCGGUUGUGGAGUCGGAUCCUGGGGUUCAAAAUGGUAAUUCCACCGUCGAUAAAUUGACGAAGUUGCUAGACGCUAUUGAUUCGAAGUCGUCUCUCAAAGAUCCCACUGAAACCGAUGUCAUUAGCGCAAUUAAUAACGCCAGCGAUGUGCUAAGUACAAGCGAUUCUCAAUAUUUCAACGUUCUCUAUUUCCAAUUCUUUACACUUUACAAGUCAUACUGAUGUUCACAACUGGGGACAACAUUCCGCAGAACAUCACAGUGGACGCGAGUGUAAGAUUGUUCAUUUACAAGCUGAUCAUCGGCCCAAAUCUGACUUCGGAUAAUUGCACAGAGAAAAUACUUAUAGAACAUCUUAAAUACAAUGAUUUCCAACAGAAUGCGCCGUUUGCCAUGAAAUCAUACUUUUCUUGGCUCGGCAAGCUACAUAGGUUGAUCAUGAAUGGCAGCAUUGAUUACAGUGAACUACAUGAAGAUUUCAAUGGAAUCGAUUCACACACCUUCACAUUGAGCAAACCAGUUUUCGACUCGAAUAAACAGCUGCUUGGCGUUGUGGGAAUAGAUAUCUUCAAAAAUGAAACGUCGAAUGACUACAAGUUUACAGACAACACCACGUUACAAAAUGCCGUCCACGACCGCAACCAGACUACUAGCUCCUCCGGAGAAUACGAUGCUUCCACGAUGACUAACGUGCCCAGCGUGUGCUACAAGCCAUCCAUCUGCCCAGGGCCCAAAAGCGAGAUAAACUCCUUAUGCCCAGCCAAGAACGACAAUCAAAACACGAAAGUAAGUUGCUGCGGCGACUGCAUCGCAAGGGGAGAACCAAACCACACUGCCCUCAUCGCAGGUUUGGUGGUCGCUGGAGCGGUCGUAAUCUCUUUCGUGUCAAUAUGGUUGGUAAAUUUCUGUAUCAGGUAGCGCAAAAAUAAAAAGCUAGAAAAAGCGCUCAAGCAGUUAGACCGUAUACAACCUCCAAACGAGUAAAGCCUCAAACACUGCAGCUCAGGGUACAGAAUCCACUGGCGGUAAGGAUACUCCCGCGGGUACAGGACCCUUCUCGCGGAGACACGCCGCCGUCGCCACCUCCUCCGAGUCAUAGAGCCUGCGUCCCAAGCCCUGUCAACUCGGUGUCGGUGUCUAGAACUCCGUGUGGUUAGUGUUCACGGAUCAUGGCUCACAGACUGUGUGAUGGGUUUCGGAGCCAGUGUCGGAAGCACUUUGCUUCUGAAAUGUCUCAAUUAGUCUCAGGUUUCGAUACACUCAUUCAUUUUUUAUUACGUUGUUUUCAUGUUUUUAUGUUGAGAAGUAGAACCUGAAUUUUGAAUGUUUUGAAUGUGUAUAAAUAUAUAUAAAGCACACAAAACUUACUACA